AUGGGCAACACCAAACGAAGAGGCAAGAAGAGGAUUCGAGCCUUCACUACAGACGAGAGAGCUUCCCAUCGUGUGAUUGAGAAACAACGACGAGAAGCCCUGAAUGAAAGCUUCCUCGACCUCGCACGGCUGAUCCCAGCGCUCGCGCCGGUUCGUCGCCUGUCCAAGUCCCUCAUUGUCCACGAAGGUAUACAGCAUCUCAGGGCACAGCGUGCUACGUGUCUCGCUGCUGCCAGUGAGGUACAAGCCAUUCUUGCUGAGAACAUCCAACUCAUUGUCGAGGUCAACAGCUGGCGUGAGCAAUACGGAUCUGGCAUGGGCUCAAGCCAAGUCAAGCCAGUCGGGGAUGCUGUGCUA
Messenger RNA from Hyaloscypha bicolor E, 357 nucleotides. RefSeq lists its product as uncharacterized. The annotation marks the transcript as partial. Gene Ontology annotation, molecular function: protein dimerization activity. The record is from RefSeq and is a predicted model, not a curated record. NCBI's taxonomy places the organism in Eukaryota, Fungi, Ascomycota, Leotiomycetes, Helotiales, Hyaloscyphaceae. The transcript has 2 exons.